Cucurbita pepo subsp. pepo (vegetable marrow) is the source of this 3493-nucleotide messenger RNA. NCBI's taxonomy places the organism in Eukaryota, Viridiplantae, Streptophyta, Magnoliopsida, Cucurbitales, Cucurbitaceae. The record is from RefSeq and is a predicted model, not a curated record.
AUGGAGCGAAUUGAAAUAGCCUUAGGUAAUCUUCAAGGGAGGGAAGUACUCUUGAAUGAAGGAGUUGAAAAUGAAGAAGAUGAAAAUGUCACCCUUUUAGCAGGACAUAGUCCUACUAGGGGAGGGAGAGAUGUCGGUCGAGGGAGAGGAAGAGUCAGAAGAAGGGGUAGAGAAAUUUUAGCACCAAAAAGAAUUGAAAGGGAGUACCAGUAUGAGAGAGAAAAAGAAAAGGGAGUCGGGGGAGUAAAGCUAAAAAUUCCAACUUUAUAUGGGGGAUCUGAUCCAGAGGAGUAUUUGCAAUAUGAGAGCAAAAUUGAGCAUGUCUUCGAUUGCAACAAUUUCAGUAAAGAAAGAAAGUUGAAGUUAGCUGUGGCUGAAUUUUGUGAUUACGCCAUUAUAUGGUGGACAUCUUUGAAAUCAGAGUGGAGGAGAAAUUAUGAAGAACCAAUUGAAACGUGGGAGGAAUUGAAGACAUUAAUGAGAAAAAGGUACAUUCCUAAGCAUUAUUCUCGAGUACUCAAGCAAAAACUCUAUACUUUACAACAGGGAUCCAAAAGUGUUGAAGAAUAUUACAAAGAAAUGGAGACCCUUAUGAAUAGAGCAUGUAUUGAUGAAGAUGAGGAAGAUACAAUGGCUAGAUUUCUUGGUGGGUUAAACCGACAACUUGCUCAUCAAGUGGAUAGGCAAGCGUACUUUGAUAUGCAAGAAUUGUUACACCUUGCUGUCAAAAUCGAAGGGCAACUAGCUUGGGAGAAGGAGAACUCCAAGAGGUAUGGUAUUUCAAAGUCUACUACUUUCAACACUUGGAAAAAGAAUGCAAAUAUUGAAAAGAUAGAUUUCAAAGUUGGAGGCAAGUAUGAUCCUGACAAAAAGAACAAAGUUGAGACCUCCAAGGGAAUUGGUCAUUUUAGUCGUGAUUGUCCUAACAAGAGAGUAAUGAUCAUCAAGAAUGGACAAGUUGUCACAGACAGUGAGGAAAGUGUCCAUGAUGAGCUAGUUGAAGAGGAAAUCAAGGAGAAUGAGGAGGAACUAGAAGAUGGGAGUCAUUUGGGGACUCCUUGUAGUCUUGUAAUUGAUAGUGGAAGCUGCACCAAUGUCGUAAGUACAAUGCUGAUCAAAAGGUUGCUAAUUCCAACCCAACACCAUCCUAAAUCUUACAAGCUUCAAUGGCUCAAUGACAGUGGAACAAUGAAGGUAACUUCUCAAGCUUUAAUAUCUUUUACUUUGGAAAAAUAUAAAGAUGAAGUUCUUUGUGAUGUUUUACCAAUGCAUGCAGGAGACAUAUUGCUUGGCCGACCAUGGCAAUUUGACAGGAGGGUUAUGUAUGAUGGCUAUUUGAAUCGGUAUUCUUUUGUAAAAGAUGGUAGAAAAACCACUCUUGUACCUUUGAGUUCUGCAAAUGUAUUUGCUGAUCCAUUAAAGUUGGAAGAAAAAAAGAAAGAAAUGAAAUUGGAAAAAAAAGGAAAGAAUGUGAAGUUUGAGUCCAUGUUCUGUACCAGUCUUAUUGGUGCCGAAGAAAGAUGGAACGUGGUGCAUGUGCGUGAUUGUAGAGCCAUCAACAAAAUCACGGAAAAGUAUCGACAUCCUAAUAGGCUAGACGAUAUGCUUGAUGAAUUGCAUGGUUCAUGUUUAUUUUCAAAGAUUGACUUGAAAUCUGGAUAUCAUCAAAUUAGAAUGCAUGUAGGAGACGAAUGGAAAACCGCGUUCAAAACUAAGUUUGGAUUGUAUGAAUGGCUUGUUAUGACUUUUGGGUUAACGAAUGCUCCUAGUACAUUUAUGCGCUUAAUGAAUCACGUUUUGAGAGAAUAUUUAGGAAAGCAUGUUGUUGUGUAUUUUGAUGAUAUUUUAAUUUAUUCAAAGACCUUGCAUGAGCAUGUGGAGCAUGUUAAGUGUAAGGACCGAUUAGUUUUGAUUACACUUAGAAAAGAGAAACUUUAUGCUAAUUUUAAUAAGUGUAGUUUUUGCAUGGAAAAAGUUAACUUUCUUGGCUUCAUAGUUGGUAAGAAUGGAGUAGAAGUAGAUGAAGAGAAAGUUAAAGCAAUCAGGGAUUGGCCAACACCACAAAAUGCAAUGAAAAAGAAUGUUGUUUUUAAAUGGGGAGAUAGGCAAGAGAAUGCAUUUAAUGAGCUUAAGAAUGUCUUGCCUAACUUCGAUAAAACUUCUGAAAUUGAGUGUGAUGCAAGUGGUUUGGGCAUAGGUGCUGUUUUGAUGCAAGAUGGCAAACCUGUAAUGUAUUUUAGUGAAAAACUAAAUGGGGCAGCAUUGAACUAUCCUACCUAUGAUAAAGAAUUGUUUGCUUUAGUUUGCACAUUGCAGGUGUGGCAACACUACUUAUGGCCUAGAGAAUUUGUGAUCCACUCUGAUCAUGAAAGCUUGAAGUAUCUUAAGGGUCAAAGCAAAGUGAACCGUAGGCAUGCAAAGUGGGUGGAGUUUAUUGAAACAUUUUCGUAUGUCAUCAAAUAUAAGCAAGAGUUUGCAUAUAAUAGAGCAAUUCAUAGUACAACUCAUUGUUCUCUUUUUGAAGUUGUGUAUAGAUUUAAUCCACUUACGCCUCUUGAUUUGCUUCCUAUUCCUUCUAAUAUGUUUAUGAGUGAGGCAGCCACAAGUAAAGCAGACUUGAUCAAAACAUUGCACAAGGAGGUGAAGGAGAGAAUUGAGAACCAAAAUUUCAAAGUUGCUUCAAGGAUUAACAAAGGACGGAAGGAAAUCAUUUUUAAACCUGGUGACUGGGUUUGGAUACAUUUUCGCAAGGAGCGAUUCCCAUCUCAACGGAAGACAAAGUUACAUCCAAGAGGGGAUGGCCCUUAUCAAGUCCUUGAAAGAAUUAAUAACAAUGCAUAUAAAAUUGACCUUGAUGAUUUUUCUGAUUCGAGGACGACUCCUUUUGAAGAGGGGGAAGAUGAUAAGAAUCAUGGAUCCAACAAACUAAGGUUCCCAGACCCUAGAGCCUUCAAAGGGAAUCGGGACGCCAAAGAGUUGGAAAACUUUAUCUUUGAUGUCAAACAGUACUUCAAAGCCACGACGGCUUGUACCGACGACAAGAAGGUGACCGUAGCUGCGAUGUAUCUCAUAGACGACGCCAAACUGUGGUGGCGUACGAAGGUGCAAGACAUCGAGGAUGGAUUUUCCACCAUCGACUCAUGGGAGGACCUCAAGAGAGAGUUGAGGGAACAAUUCCUCCCCAAAAACGCAGGACAUAUAGCAAUGGAGAAAAUAGUAGCCCUGAAACACACUGGAAACAUACGGGACUAUGUCAGACAGUUCUCAACCCUGAUGCUAGAUAUCAGAGGCACAGCAGAGAAGGAAAAGAUGUUCUACUUUAUAAAUGGGCUACAGCCAUGGGCCAAAACAAAGAUACAUGAGAACAGGGUCCAAACCCUAGCUGCCGCAAUGGCCUGCACCGAGAGACUCGUAGACUAUGGGAACAAAGCAGGAUCCCAAAGAAGAAUGACACCAGCCCCAAACAAUGGGGGCAAAACAUACAGGCCACCAG